AUGACCGACGUUAAUAUAUCAACAUUCAUUCCAACUAUCAAAACUAUACUUAAGAAUUCAGAUCCUAAUGAAAUCACUGCUAGAGACAUUCGACUGAAGUUGGAGGAGGAUUUUAAUGUUGACCUUACAGACAGAAAACAUGAAGUGCAACAACUUAUCGAAAAAUGUUUUGACGAUUUAGAAAUCGGUGAAGAAAGUGCAAACACUGAUGAUGACGCAAAAAAAUCCCAUAACUCGUCCAAAUCAUCUAAUGUAAAAGCAAAAUCAUCCAAAGUACCCGUAAAAUCCGAACAAAUAUCUGAUUAUUCAUCCCUGGAGGAUGAUUAUAAACCACAAAAAAAAAAGAAGAGAGGUAGAAAACCAAAAAGUUCUCAAUCCAUCGAAUUCUUAUCUGAUGACGAAUAUGAGAGAAAGUUCGAAGAAGAAUUGAAUGGUGCUA
Molecule: messenger RNA, 439 nt
Organism: Racocetra persica
Lineage: Eukaryota; Fungi; Glomeromycota; Glomeromycetes; Diversisporales; Gigasporaceae
Source: the annotation of a GenBank genome assembly